Molecule: messenger RNA, 4230 nt
Organism: Mobula hypostoma (lesser devil ray)
Lineage: Eukaryota; Metazoa; Chordata; Chondrichthyes; Myliobatiformes; Myliobatidae
Gene: b3gntl1
Product: UDP-GlcNAc:betaGal beta-1,3-N-acetylglucosaminyltransferase-like 1
Exons: 12
Coding region: 231-1397 (388 amino acids)
Source: RefSeq, a predicted model, not a curated record
GAUACUGGAUUUUUUCCCUGCGGGUUAAUAUCAUCCGAUCGUAGUAGUUUGGGAAAGUUGUCCGCUCUUAUUUAAACAUAUCUAUUACAUAAACUGUUGUUUGUAAGGCGUGAGCAGAGGGAAUAGUUUCUGUUUUGCAAGUUUUGGUCGGUUGAGGGCAUAUCUAGUUUCGGUAGGCCUUGAGUACAUGUUUUUUAAUGCAGAGGAUCCCGUAUUACUUUUGUAUUUAAAUGUCAGUGUGCGUAUCAGUUCCCAAUAAAUCUACCAAAGGCGAAGUCGAAGAUGUUGCUGGUUUCAAAACAACAAAACACAGAGAAAAAAGUGACGAGCACAGAUUAAACUGUGGGAGGGAAGAUUACCUAAGUGAUGUGUCUAUCAUUCUGCCUGUUCAUAAUGCAGCAAGAUGGUUGGAUGAGUGCCUUCAGUCAGUUUUGGACCAGGAUUUCCAGGGAUCGAUGCAGUUGUCAAUUUUCAAUGAUGCAAGCAAGGAUGGUUCAAUGAAUAUUAUUGGAAAAUGGCAAAUGAAACUUGAAGAGAAAGGUAUACAUAUUGUGAUUGGUGGACAUGAGUCACCAUCCCCAAAAGGAGUGGGUUUUGCCAAGAAUUAUGCAAUUGCACAAAGUUUUGGAAGAUUUCUUUGUUUUCUAGACGCAGAUGAUGUCAUGAUGCCACAGAGGGUGAGACUACAGUAUGAUGCAGCCCUUGAACACCCUCGUUGUAUACUCGGCUGUCAAGUUAAGAGGGAACCAGAGGGUUCAACUGAACGAUACACACGUUGGAUUAAUAGCCUGACUCAGGAGCAACUGGUUACUCAGGUCUUUACUUCCCAUGGUCCCACUGUCAUCAUGCCAACAUGGUUCUGCUCUCGAGAAUGGUUUGACUCCAUUGGAAAGUUUGACGAAAGCGGAAAGGGUGUUCCUGAGGAUUUGCUGUUCUUCUAUGAAAGUCUUCGGAAAGGAGGAGGCGUGUUUCGAGUGGAUCAUUGCCUUCUUGUCUAUCGCUAUCACUUGGAGGCUGCCACACAUGCUGUUUUAGAGGACACUAUUUGGAAGGAACGUGUGAGAUUCCUGGAGGAGAGAGUUCUAAACACUUGGCCUCAAUUUACAAUUUGGAAUGCUGGGAAACAGGGGAGAAAACUGUACAGGUCUCUGUCAGCUGCCAAUCAGAAAAAGGUUGUCUCCUUCUGUGAUGUGGAUCAAAGCAAGAUAACAAAGGGCUUCUAUACUUAUGAAGAAUCAAAGAUCAAACCCAAGCCAAAGAUUCCCAUUUGCCAUUUUACGGAAGCCAAGCUCCCUUUCAUCAUCUGUGUGAAGCUGGACCUGACAGAUGGUGGGUUUGAAGAAAAUUUGCACUCACUGAAACUGAAGGAAGGAGUGGACUACUAUCAUUUCAGCUGAGGACCCCGGGCUAAUCUCCACGGCCGAAUUCCACAAUGCCUGUAAGAAUAUAAGGACUUAAGGAGUGCAAGUAGCAGGAGGCUAUUUGGCCUCUCACAUCUGCUCCAUUCAGUAAGAUCAUGGUUGAACUUUUACCUUAGCACCAGUUUCUUGCUCAGAACGUUCUUGCAUUAGGAUGAUUUAAAUGCCGGUCCAACAGGCUGAAAAGGUAGGGUGUCGGGCCAAUUCCACUCGCUCUUCCAUGAUGUUCAUUCCUCUGUCCACGGCGUUGAGGCUGCCAGACUGCUUCGGCUGCAACGGACUUUGUGUUUGCAAGCUUUGCGGUGAUUAGCCCCGCUGUGUGAUGAACUGAGACCAGGCUAUGGGCCUACUCUGGCUACACUGAGCUCCAGGUCUAUGGACUCAAUUUAGUUCGGAAUGCUUUUACUGGCUUUUAUUGUUCGCAUAAUUUGUGUUUUUUUUUCUUUGUGUAUUGGGUCUUUUUUUAAUUGGGUUUGUUCAGGUUUUUGCUUUGUGGCUGCCCAUGAGCAGACAGAUCUCGGGGUUGUACAAUUUAUAUGCUCUUUGAUAAUAAAUGUACUUUGAAUCCUUGAGUCUGCUUUGCACCAGAAAGUCAUACAGCACAGAAAUAGGUCCUUCAGCCCAGAGCUCUUGCUGACCAUCGACCACCAGUGUAUGGUAAUCCUAUUUUAUUCUCCCCUCAUUUCCAUCGGCCCGCCCCCGAUUCUUCCACUUGGAGACCUGCUGCAGACAAAAUGUGGAGAUGGGCAGAAAGGUUGGCACGAGUGUAGUGGGCUGAAGGGCCUGUUUCUGUGCUGUACAACUCCGUGGCUAAUCAAUGCUGUAAGGGCAACACAUAAAAAUAACAUUGCAUUUUGAUUGGCAUUUAAUGUGUUUCCACUUUAACACAAAUAUUUUGGACACAGCGCUCACUAAUUACAGCUCAUAGUGCUCAGAGUAUUUAAAACAUCAUCACUGGUUAUUACCUCACUGAUUAUGGUCUGUUUACUUCCACCUGGCCAUAAGGCUUAAGAAUUAGGCCGUUUGGCCUGUCAAGUCUUCUCUGCUGAUUUAUUAUCCCUCUCAUCACCAUUCUCCUGCCUGCUCCCUGUAACAUUUGAUGCCUUUAAUAAUCAAGAAAAACAGUGCUACAAUGCAACCCAGAUGAGACUAAUCCCACAAUCCCCUGCUCUGGAGAUUGACACCAUAUCCAUCACGCCACUGGGUCACCACAGUUACCCUGCAUAUAUCCUGCUCUGCAAAUCCAGCUUUACAGAUCGUCGUCCACCUUGCAGAACUGAGGGACUGCUCAUGGCAAGGAUUCUGCAGGGGUCCCUCCACCUGGAGAGGAAAUUGCUUUGUUCCAGCAUUGCCACAUUUUCUUAUCAACUCUUUCCUGUUAGGAACUGCACAAGUCUCAUUUUAGCAUGGUUCUAGGUGUAAUCGCACUUCUUUGCAGCGUUUUUGGACAGUUUCAUGAUCUUUUGCAGAGCGUCUAAUUUGCUGUUAUUGCUAUACAGGACAUGCAGUUAAUACACCAAAACAAAUUCUCCGCACACCUUUAAUUUGCCGUAUUUCCUUUGAAGCCAUACAACUUAAAGAGACUACACUCAAACUACAUUCUUUGCUCUCACCAAGAUCUGUGUCCUUCAAUGGCAUCAAAUGCAAACUCACACGAGCACCUGCAGUGCUUUGUACAUAGAGGUCAGGAUCACAGUCACCCAUAUCUCAGCUACAUCGCACAGUUUACUCUUCACUUGCUGAACCAGGAUUUCCCCUCAGACUCCAUAAUCAAGGAGAGACUUCAACUACUCAGCCUCAAGAUGCAGGAAAAGCAUGAAAAAAUUCAUGAACUGCUGCUUCCUGAAAGAAGAGAAAUUCAAAGGCUGUUCUCAUUUUAUAGAGAUCUCCCCAGGUAUAACCUGCCAGAACCUAACAGGUUCAGCCUAGAUACCAUUCAUAGCCCCCAACUCUCGGAGAACUUGCUUCUAGUGGACGUUCUCUUGAAGAUUGUUCUGACCCACCCCACCCCCACAACGCAGCACAACACUUAAGCCUGAUUUAUACUUCUGCAUCAACGCGUCGCCGUAAGUACUGCGUCGCCGCAAACCCGACGCGAAUCCCUACGCGAGAGCGUGCGUUGCUGCGAUGCACACCUCUCCCAAAAUGUAACCGCGCGUCACGGCAACACAGACCGAACAACUGUGAUUGGUCGGCUUGGUAGCAUCGCAUUUCCUUCUACACUGCAAUAGCUUCCUGUUGGGCUACUGAAGGGCAGGGAAGGAACUCUGGCUGCAAUGCUUUCCAUAAAGCUUUACAGACCUCCGAAAUUAUGGAGGACACAUUUGGCUUUUACGAAAAAAUACGCUCGUUUCUUGUUUACCCUGAGAAAGAUUACCAUGACCACGAAACCUUGCGCGGGCAGGUGUGUGUGCAUGCGCAACGUGCCUGAAUUGCAGAGCGAUGCAGACACACCAACGCACAAGUAUAAAUGCUCACAACGCACGUAAGUCACUUGCGUUGGUUACGGCGUUGAGUUAACGCAGAAGUAUAAAUCAGGCUUUAGUAGUAACCCUCUCAGCAGCUCAAAGAGUUUUGCCUUAAUAAUGGCAGUUCUUUGUAGAGCUGGCUACAGAGUUCACACCUACUGGUCUAAAGGCCAGCAGGUGCGAGAAGUCAGUGGAUCACAGUGUCAGUUUCAGCACGGUGUUGCACGUAAAUGUAUAGAGUUGUGAACUUCACCUCUGAUGAUCGUUGUAUGUAUGACUUUGAUGUUGUGACCAACAACGUUUCAAAUGGCAGUGAACAAUGAGCAAUAAUGUUUUAAAUGGAA